CUCGGGUUUUUCGCAACGACCAGCCUUUACACCUGUCACACACUGCGUGAAACUCCUUCUUUUCCUUUUGGCCCAACCCUCGACCCUGUGCCGCCUGGGGCUGUGAAGCUCAAUGAUGAGGACCCCUUAGCGCUGCAUUUUCCAGUUCGUGCGGAUGACGAGAAGCCUCGACUUAUUGAGUUGGUGUUUGACGUCGAACAGCCUGACUAUGAGACGCUGUUUCCAGAGGCCAGAGCAGAGGCCCUUGCUAUCCAAGCCAGUCAGCCUCCCAAGAUCAAACACGAACAUAACCGUAGAGACCUUGGAAACGGCGUUUAUACACCCUUUGAGUCUUCCAAGUUGCAUCUACCGUCGAACCAAUGUGCAGACUUUCGCGAGCUAGUCUCGACUCAAGAUUGUCUCUACGUCGAUAAGACUUUGGUGACUAUCACUAUCGAAGAUCCUGGUUUCGUUGGUGUCGUUGGUCGCCCCCCAGGUUGCGGCAAAACGACAUGGCUAUCUACCUUGGCCUACCUCCACGACAUUCAUCACGCAAAAGACCAUCAGCAAGUUGCACCCUUUGCCGAUGACGUCCCUUUUCCGGGAGCCAACAGGCAUCAUAUUUUUCGACUCGAUUUUGCAGAACUCGUGCUUUUUGUUCGCACUAAAGCUGAUUAUACUCGCGAGGAUUCGAGCUCGCCUGCGUAUAGUCGGACGUACAUGUAUGCUGCAAGAGCAUUGAAGAACUUUAUCUGCGAAAAGUUUCGGAAGUUCUUUGACAAGUACCAGGAAGAGAUCCACAUAUCCGAUAGCAAAAAGGAGUUUUGCUUUUCACCCCCGAGGAAAUAUUUCUCUCCACAUCCCCUCUACAUGCUCAUCGACAAUUACACAGCUCCUUUCCUUCACGAGCACCUUGACGAGGACACUAAAUCGCAGAUAGAUGCUUGCCUAUAUAAAGAGUUCUUCUGUAUCGUAGGACCUUUGAUCAAUCUUGGGCGACUCGAUAGGGUUACGAGUUUACCUAUGGACUUGGGCGGCUUGGGGAAGAUUGUACGAAUGCGGCUGCGAUGCAGGGGACGUUUGGGUUUACGGCUGCGCAGGUGAUAACGAUGAGUGAGGCGCUGGGGGUUGAGAAUGGUAGGGUGGUUGAGGUGUUGAGGAGGGAGGGUGUUAGGGCUGAGACGUUUGUGCGCAAAUUGGAAGAGGGAUACUACUAUGGGUGGGUAACGUGUCGUUUGUUUGAAUUUGAUGAAGAUGAUCCACCGGCGCCUGUGUAUCCUAUGAGGCCGGUGCUUGACGUUCUGAGGAGGCUGUCGGGGAACGAGAUUUGAUGUAGUCAUUAAUACCUAUGUAUACGUUAUAUCGAGCGAACUAUAAUGUCAAUGUCUGUAUCGCGUCUUUAUCUUUGAGCUCUAUUUUUUUUCCUUUUACAAUACAAUUCCUUCUCUGGUAUAUUGGCAUGGAUAAGAC
Molecule: messenger RNA, 1449 nt
Organism: Desarmillaria tabescens
Lineage: Eukaryota; Fungi; Basidiomycota; Agaricomycetes; Agaricales; Physalacriaceae
Exons: 5
Source: RefSeq, a predicted model, not a curated record